AUGCCAACUCUAAUCAACGGACCAAGAAGAGACUCUACUGAAGGGUUUGAUACGGAUAUCAUCACUCUUCCCAGGUUCAUCAUCGAAUACCAAAAGCAGUUCAAGAAUGCUACGGGCGACUUCACUCUGGUGCUGAGUGCGUUGCAAUUUGCGUUCAAAUUCGUGUCCCACACCAUCAGACGUGCUGAACUGGUCAAUUUGAUUGGGUUAGCAGGUGCUUCCAACGCUACUGGUGAUCAGCAAAAGAAGCUGGACGUUCUGGGUGACGAGAUCUUCAUCAACGCCAUGAGGGCUAGCGGGAUCAUCAAGGUUCUUGUCUCUGAAGAGCAAGAGGACUUGAUCGUCUUCCCCACAAACACCGGCUCGUACGCGGUAUGCUGCGAUCCCAUUGACGGUUCGUCCAACUUGGACGCCGGUGUGUCUGUGGGGACAAUCGCAUCAAUAUUCAAGCUGCUACCGGACUCUUCAGGUACCAUAAACGACGUGUUAAGAUGCGGUAAGGAAAUGGUCGCCGCCUGCUAUGCCAUGUACGGUUCCUCCACACAUCUGGUUCUGACCAUGGGCGACGGGGUCAACGGGUUUACUCUGGACACAAAUCUAGGUGAGUUCAUCUUGACCCAUCCCAAUCUAAGAAUCCCGCCUCAAAAAGCCAUUUACUCCAUCAACGAAGGUAACACCUUUUUCUGGAACGACAUCAUCAAGUCAUUCGUCGAAAAGUUGAAGCAGCCUCAACCAGACAACAAGGAGCAGCCAUUUUCGGCCAGGUAUGUCGGGUCCAUGGUGGCUGACGUGCAUAGGACCUUCCUCUACGGUGGUCUUUUUGCGUAUCCGUGCGACAAGAAGAGUCCUAAUGGGAAAUUAAGAUUACUUUAUGAGGCCUUCCCCAUGGCUUUCCUGAUGGAGCAAGCGGGGGGGAAAGCCGUCAACGAUCGCGGUGAAAGAAUCCUGGACUUGGUGCCAAAGCAUAUACACGACAAAUCUUCCAUCUGGUUGGGUUCCUCUGGCGAGAUCGAUAAGUUCUUAGACCACAUUGGCAAACCACAUUAG
Saccharomyces eubayanus is the source of this 1047-nucleotide messenger RNA. RefSeq names its product fructose 1,6-bisphosphate 1-phosphatase (gene FBP1). The coding region runs from base 1 to 1047 and encodes 348 amino acids. Gene Ontology annotation, biological process: fructose metabolic process; sucrose biosynthetic process; fructose 6-phosphate metabolic process. Gene Ontology annotation, molecular function: fructose 1,6-bisphosphate 1-phosphatase activity. The record is from RefSeq and is a predicted model, not a curated record. Gene Ontology annotation, cellular component: cytoplasm; cytosol. The transcript has a single exon. Lineage: Eukaryota; Fungi; Ascomycota; Saccharomycetes; Saccharomycetales; Saccharomycetaceae.